AUGUGUAUAAGAGACAGGGAUAAAGUAAGGGAGGAUAAAGUGAGGGAGGAUAAAGGGAGGGAGGAUAAAGGGAGGGAAGAUAAAGAUAAAGUGAGGAAGGAUAAAGUGAGGGAGAAUAAAGUGAGGGAGGAUAAAGUGAGGGAGGAUAAAGUGAGGGAGGAUAAAGUGAGGGAGGAUAAAGUGAGGUAGGAUAAAGUGAGGUAGGAUAAAGUGAGGGAGGAUAAAGUGAGGGAGGAUAAAGUGAGGGAUGAAGUGGGGGAGGAUAAAGUGGGGGAUGAAGUGGGUGAUGGAGUGAGGGAUUAA
Messenger RNA from Hyalella azteca, 303 nucleotides. RefSeq names its product myb-like protein X. The transcript has 2 exons. The record is from RefSeq and is a predicted model, not a curated record. NCBI's taxonomy places the organism in Eukaryota, Metazoa, Arthropoda, Malacostraca, Amphipoda, Hyalellidae.